AGCACCUCUGCCCAUUGAAGCCACACGUGAACGCCACGAGCAAGACGCACGGCCAUUGGGCAUUCCAAAGAAAACUUUUGUGCUUUUCCUCCGCGAAAUGGACAUUACUGCCAAGAUGGAAAUAAGCGUAAACCAGCAGCAGUUCAUGCCACCUGCUUGCUUUUUUGCCUCUCAGAGCAUCCAACUCAGUCCGACCGACAGCCAGUGCAGCAACAAGUCCGCGUCGAAGCAGGCGAAGAGGCAGCGCUCAUCCUCUCCGGAGCUGCUCCGGUGCAAAAGGAGGCUCAACUUCGCCGGCUUCGGGUACAGCUUGCCACAGCAGCAGCCGCACGCGGUGGCCAGGCGAAACGAGAGAGAACGCAACCGGGUAAAGCUGGUGAACAACGGCUUUGCUACUCUCCGCGAACACGUUCCCAACGGAGCGGCGAACAAGAAGAUGAGCAAAGUGGAGACGCUGCGCUCGGCUGUGGAGUACAUUCGCGCGCUCCAGCAGCUCUUAGACGAGCAUGACGCGGUGAGCGCGGCGUUCCAGUCGGGCGUCCUGUCACCCACCAUCUCCCAAAACUACUCUAAUGACAUGAACUCUAUGGCCGGUUCGCCCGUAUCCUCUUACUCCUCAGAUGAGGGCUCCUACAACCCUCUGAGUCCUGAAGAACAAGAGCUCCUGGACUUUACCAAUUGGUUUUGAACGUUCGUGAAAGGAAAUACCUAAAAAUCGCAGUACUGCUUGGGAGGAACUCGGAUGUCCUCCAAGAACACAAAGCACUGCGUUUGCGCUGCAGUCCGGUUCGGAAAGACUCGAAUCCACACCCAGAGAUGGCCCAUACAAACCGGCAAACCACGGGUCCCGAGUGUCAAAGAGCCAAAGGACUAAAAGAGAAGAGCGGGAGUCCAGUCCUUCCAGCGUAUUCGUCCAAGAAAUCUAUUUUUAAAAUGACUUUCCACGACACUGUGGCAUAUAUAUAUAUAUAUAAAACAACAACAAUAAGCAAACGUUGUUCUUUUACCUAUGCUAAUGUAAUCAAAGAAGGUUUGCCCCGA
Molecule: messenger RNA, 1041 nt
Organism: Sinocyclocheilus anshuiensis
Lineage: Eukaryota; Metazoa; Chordata; Actinopteri; Cypriniformes; Cyprinidae
Product: achaete-scute homolog 1a-like
Exons: 2
Coding region: 98-688 (196 amino acids)
Biological process (GO): sensory organ development; neuron differentiation; positive regulation of transcription by RNA polymerase II
Cellular component (GO): RNA polymerase II transcription regulator complex
Molecular function (GO): protein dimerization activity; DNA-binding transcription factor activity, RNA polymerase II-specific; RNA polymerase II transcription regulatory region sequence-specific DNA binding
Source: RefSeq, a predicted model, not a curated record